GUCGGACUCGUGUAAACUCGGCUCAGCCCUUCGGGUGUUUCCGGCCGUCGGGUUGAAGCCCCGCCCCGCUUCAUUCCUGCGUUGUUUGGGGACAGAAGGAAGAUGGCGGCGGCCCCGCUGUACUGUGUCUGCCGGCAGCCCUACGAUGUUAGCCGGUUCAUGAUCGAGUGCGACAUCUGUAAAGACUGGUUCCACGGCAGCUGCGUGCAGGUAGAAGAGCAUCAUGCCGUGGAUAUCGAUGUUUACCACUGUCCCAACUGUGAUGUCGUACACGGACCCUCCCUGAUGAAAAAGCGCAUCAACGGCCACAGGCACGACUACACCGAGCCAAACGACGGGUCCAAGCCGGUGCAGGCUGGCACCGCGGUGUUUGUCAAGGAGCUCCAGAACAGGACCUUCGCCAGUGGCGAGGAGAUCAUGAUGCAGAUGAAGGGAGAGCAUGUGACGACCAGGUACCUGGAGAGACACGGCUUCAGCUACCCCAUAGUGGUCACGGAGAUGGAGGGCCUGGGACUCAAACUACCAGUCCCUACAUUCUCCGUCAAAGAUGUGGAGCAGUACGUGGGUGGCAACAAAGUCAUCGAUGUGAUAGAUGUGGCGCGGCAGGCGGACAGCAAGAUGAAGCUCAGCGAGUUUAUCAAGUAUUACACCAAGCCGCAUCGACCGAAGGUCCUCAACCUCAUCAGCCUGGAGUUCUCCGACACAAAGAUGUCCGAGUUGGUGGAGGUUCCCGACGUGGCUCAGAAGAUGUCCUGGGUAGAGAACUACUGGCCGGACGACUCCUUCUUCCCCAAGCCCUUUGUCCAGAAGUACUGCCUUAUGGGGGUCAAGGACAGCUACACAGAUUUCCACAUAGACUUCGGAGGCACUUCUGUCUGGUACCAUGUUCUCUGGGGUGAGAAGGUCUUCUACCUGAUCAAGCCCACUCUCGCCAACCUUGCACUAUAUGAGGCAUGGAGCUCCUCGCCCAAUCAGAGUGAAGUGUUCUUUGGGGACAAAGUGGAAAAGUGCUACAAGUGUGUUGUGCCCCAUGGAACCACCCUGCUCAUCCCUACAGGCUGGAUCCAUGCUGUUCUCACCGCUCAGGAUUGCAUGGCGUUUGGAGGGAACUUCCUUCACAACCUCAAUAUUGGCAUGCAGCUCAGGUGUUACGAAAUGGAGCGUCGCCUGAAAACCCCAGACCUCUUUAAGUUUCCCUACUUCGAGGCCAUCUGUUGGUAUGUGGCCAAAAACCUCUUGGAGACGCUAAAAGAGCUACGAGAGGACAACUGUCCGCCACCAACAUACCUAGUGGAGGGAGUCAAGGCUUUAAUCAGUGCUCUGAGGACCUGGUUGAAAAGAGAGGUGACUGAGCCCACCAGUGAGGUACCGGACCAUAUCAGGCCUAACCAUCUCAUUAAAGAGCUGACCAAGGAAAUCCGCUACCUGGAGGAGGAACCAGUCAGUGGUAGCAAGCCAGUGAAAUCUCAGGGAACUGGUUGUGGAGUAGCAUCCAGAUCAGACGCCUGCCCGGCCACUCGCGCCACACUGGAGAGGCUGUGCCAGGCCCGGCAGGCGAGAAGGGCCGCCAGACGGCUGAGGGAGCAGCAGCGGCACGCUCCCAAAUUGCCCUCCAACCUGGACAUCUUAGAGCGGCACACCAGGGAGGUGCUGAGGAGGCUGGAGGUGGGACCGCUGGAGGAGGAUGCGGCCUUCUGUGCCAAGGUUCGUGGGAAGCUCAACAAAGUGUCAACUGCAUCAGCUGCUGCGGAGACUUUAGAGGACAACCAUCUACGGCUAAUGCUGGUCAACGGCAGAAUCAUCAGAGAUUUGAGGCGACCAGCCAGCAGCCCGGUGAAGACGGAGGGUGAACGGUCGUCGGUCGGCCCACCAAAGAGUUGUGUGAAGUCUGAGAGGACACAGGACGGUCAAGAGCAGCACAGCACAGUAGAGAAAGCCACACUCCUCAGUGGUCUGGAGAGGGUGAAGACUGAACUCAGGGAAGAAGUUUCAGGACACUCCAGUGUGUCAGACGUGGAUUCAGACAGUGACUCUCCCACAGAGCGUAAAGCAUCAUCUUCGUCGUCAUCGUCGUCGUCGUCAUCAUCGUCGUCGUCGUCAUCGUCGUCUUCGUCGUCCUCUUCUGACGAGGAUUCAGGGAGUUCCCAGGAGGAGGAGGAUGACGAGGAGAGGAGCUCAUCUCAGCAGAGAGGCUCAGGGCACACCAUAGAGCUGGACCCGUCUGGCCAGAAACUCAGGCACAAACACAAACCACUCAAACGAGAACGUCCUACCUCACCCAGCACAGAAGAGGCCAUUCAGGGGAUGCUGUCCAUGGCCGGUCUGCUGUGCUCCUCCAAGCCGGAGAAGGUAGCCUCGUCCCAGGAGCCCUGGUGGUCCAACUCCAGCCAGUGCUCGCCGCUGGAGCAGAGGGAGGAGGCGCAGCACCAGCACCGACUGCAGGGGGACAAGAGCCCGAUGGACAGCCAGGGCAACAGCAGCGAGGCCUGGGACAAUCAGGGGCUGCCCAGCCCGCUCAGCCGAAGCCAGGGCGGCAGCCCAGAGGCAGAAUAUCAAUACUGUGACCCCUCAAUGUCUCCACCGCUGCACCCUUCAAAGAGGCACGCCCCCAACCCCUCACCCAUCAGCAAUCAGGCCACGAAAGGCAAGCGGCCCAAAAAAGGAAUGGCCACCGCCAAGCAGAGACUGGGGAAGAUCCUGAAACUCAACAGACACAAUCGUGUGUUUGUGUAACAAUUAAAAUUUUUCAAAAAGCUAAAUUAUGCGUGUGGACGUUUUCGAGAAGGAAAAAAAAAGAAAAGAAACUCUGGUGUUUUUGUUACCAGACACAUUUGUUCUGUAGAAACAGAGAUAAAAACAAACAAACACACACUGCCUGGAGAAUACGAAUCUUGACACGUCAAACACGCUCACUGUGCAUGCUUAGGAGACAGGGUAUUGGAUUUGAAAUAAGCAAGUGCACGACUUCACCACAAGCACACUAAGAGCAAAACAGAAAAGGAGCUACGGGAAGCAGAGAGGGACAAGCAUGUUGUGAAUUCUUUCUGCUGCAGGGAAAAGGUGGACUGGAGCUCCUUCGGGCAUUAAAAUGGACUAAUGAGAUGUAGGAGGUCUACCAAACAAACAACAAAAAUACUUGCUUUGCUGGGGAGCAGCUUCUGAUGCCAAGAUCACCUGCAUCAUAUUUUUAAUAUUUCCCCCCCUCCGCACAACCUUCACUUGCUUCAUUGCUGUCUGCGACAAAACUGAUCAGGAUGGAGGAGCAGAUAAAACGGAGUUGUUUAUCUCUUGUGAGGUCUUUUUUUUAUUUUCCUCUGGCUCUGAGCGGGGGGGAAACGAGGUGCUAAGGAGGACGCGGUGAACUGAAAUUUUUCUAAAUGGUGCUUAUUGUUUGUAUUUUCCUCGACUCAUGCUUGUCCCUUCCCGCCCUCACCUCCCUCCCCGAUACCCCCCCUUUUAUCUCAAUCACACCAGCAAUAAUGACUUUGAGGAGAGAGAGGAACGAGCGAGAGGCAGCACUUUGAUGCAUUAUUCCCAGAUACUUCUGUUUGUAGAAAAACCUUAAUAGGUGCAUUAGACUUUUUACAAUUUAGUGCAAAAUAUGCUCUCAAAUCUGCACUAUGUUUUGAUAAUUAGAGGGGAGUUUCUGAGCGAUUUCUGCUGAAGGGAAGCUGCUCAAAGUGCUGCCUCUCUGAAUUUGUUUAAAAUAGGAAUUACGAGUCGCUUGGUCUUAAAAAACCCGAAGAUGACAAAUGACGCGUGUCGCGUGAUAUCCUGCUUAAUUUAUUGUCGUUUUUCACUUUGUUGUUUUUUUUAAUGUUAUUUUUAUGGAUUCUGAAUGAUGUAUUUAUUAAUGAAAGAGAUAAUGAUUUUAUUAUAUUUUGACCCGAAAGCCUCAGCUAUUGAGUUUUGUUUUUUUCCUUCAUAGGGUUAAUUUUUUCUCUUUCUCUUUAACAAAUGCUUUUUGUAAAUGUGGAUGUUUUAGAGUUCCUGUGAUCAUCAUCUGUUGAGUAGCAAUUUAUCUACAAAUCUUUUAUUACCUUCUAUUUUAUCACACCUCUUUCCCCCAGUCGAAUAGUGUUGAUUCCUGUAUGUUCUGGUUUCCUCUUCUCCCUGUAGCCGGAGGUGUUGGGGCUAUGUGCGAAUAGAAACUAGGUUAGGUUGAGAAAUGUCAACUUCCAUAUUUACACCUGAGCUUUUUCAACUAGUGCCAGUUAUCAUUUAGCAAAAAAAAAAAAAGUAUUCUGAGCCACUGUGGUCGAUCCAAAGUAGUCGAUGCAUACAGAAGAAGUGAACGUAUGUGGAAUUUAAAUAGGAUGAGUGAGAUUUUUCCUUUAAAAAAAAAAAAAAAAAAAAAAAAAAAAAAAAUUACAGUGCUGAUCUGAGAAUUGUGUUUUUCUCGGGGUGCGCAGUUCUUCACUCUCAGGGAAUGAUGCCAUGGACAUAACCUUCGAUUAACCACCAGCCACGUCAUGGAUGCAGACAGGAUGUUCUCAGCACUCACUGGAGACUUAAAAAAAAAAAAAAAAAAAAAAUUCACCUCCUGCUUUGGAGUUGCUGAGGUUUGUGUUUUUUUUUUUUGUUUUUUUUUUAUUAUUAUUUCAUGGUCGUGGUUUUCAAGUUGUAAUUACGAGCUGUGCUUUGACCAGUCAGUCAGUCAGUCAUUGUACCUCUUAGGCUAACUUUCACAACUUCUGUUAAUAUGAAUUUGGUAUUGUCCCUUCACUGCUUUUUAAACACACGUUUUAGCUCAGAGUGACUUUGUUAGGUCGACUCUAAAAGACUUUAAAACCAGGCUAACGGUUGCUUUGAAAGCUUUGCUCAGGUUGACUUGUGGUGCACAUGACCUGCGAGUGACUGUGUGAUCAGUCAUCCAGCCCUGGUGAGGUGUUUCACAUAAUCCUAAAACAAAGAACCAACUUAAAAAAAAAAAUAGUGUCAAUCACAUUACCAGACUGAUUUCCUCAUUUUUUUUUUCUUACACUACACUUUAACCUUUGAACUCUUUGCAUGUCAAGUCAUUGAAAACACGAGCUGGCCCGCAGGCAGGGUUUGUAAUAAGCUGUAGUAUUCAUCGUACAGAAUCGGUCCCCUUUUUGCUUUUAUAUGCGGCUCUCUUGGCAUUUGUGUUAUGUGCGUUGUUUUCUUAUGUGUUUUUGUUCUCCCCAUAUUUAAAUGGCUUAUGAUUUUAAAUAUACAAACACUGGCUAACUGACACUGUUGAUGCAUUGCAUUUUGUUUCUGCAUUUCAAAAAUUGCGUGUAAA
Anoplopoma fimbria (sablefish) is the source of this 5266-nucleotide messenger RNA. RefSeq names its product lysine (K)-specific demethylase 7Aa (gene kdm7aa). NCBI's taxonomy places the organism in Eukaryota, Metazoa, Chordata, Actinopteri, Perciformes, Anoplopomatidae. The record is from RefSeq and is a predicted model, not a curated record. Gene Ontology annotation, molecular function: histone demethylase activity; transcription coregulator activity. Gene Ontology annotation, biological process: regulation of transcription by RNA polymerase II; protein demethylation. Bases 103 to 2733 code for a protein of 876 amino acids. The transcript has 18 exons.